Molecule: messenger RNA, 387 nt
Organism: Paraglomus occultum
Lineage: Eukaryota; Fungi; Glomeromycota; Glomeromycetes; Paraglomerales; Paraglomeraceae
Source: the annotation of a GenBank genome assembly
AUGGCGUCAGGACCUGUAGGCGGCGGACCAAGAAUGCGUUCGAUAUGGCGCUUCCUCGCCGUCGAUCCAGAAAUAUACCCACUCCUGGGCGUCCUAAUGGCAACUUUUGGUGCGGCAGGAUAUAUGCUAGGGAAGAAUGCCGCUACCGUCAGAAAUGACGACGCAAAAAGACUCAUGUCUGAGAGACCAAUUCCAUUUCGCGUUGAUGCGAGGAGCAACAUACCGGGUGUUUCUCCCAGUGGCAAUUUCAGAUAUAGUUAUCAUCGUUCCAGGGAGGAUAAUGCUGCGCAAGUGCCUCCACCAAGUGCAGUGACCGAACAUGAAGUGAAGGUCAAUGUCCCGGAAGAAGUAGCAGAGAAAGUUUCUGCGGCAGCGAAAACUGACUAG